Molecule: messenger RNA, 2175 nt
Organism: Hyaloscypha bicolor E
Lineage: Eukaryota; Fungi; Ascomycota; Leotiomycetes; Helotiales; Hyaloscyphaceae
Product: HET-domain-containing protein
Exons: 3
Coding region: 327-1754 (475 amino acids)
Source: RefSeq, a predicted model, not a curated record
GCCAUUCGUGCCCGGUUUUAGUAAAUCUUCGAAGAAGCCGAUAUCAAGAUAUCCAUUUCUGUCGGCUCCGUGACCGAGAUCAAUUUCAGGUCCGUCAACCAAUACGAACGGCCAAUUCAAACACCUUUUCAAUCAAACUCAACAUCUCUCAUGGCCUCGUUCGACUUUAAACCGAAAUCAGCGCAUUCACGACUGCUGUAGGCACAAAGCAUCACAAGGACAUCUAGGUUACUCUCGGAGGCGUGCUCACGGAUUCCUGCUGUACCCAAAAGCAACUCCUUAUCAUUAGGGGUUUUGAAGUGCUCAUCUUUUUUGGGACAUAUUAAAUGCCAUCGCGCAAAGACAUAUUGGCCUUUCUCAGAGGACGCACGCAGGAUGUCUCUGCAAAACAGGACAACUUGCGUCGGACGGUGGUCAGAUCACCUACAUACCACCCCAUUGCCCAUCGUGACUCGCGACUUCUUCACCUUUUCCCGGGACAAUGGGAAGAUCCUAUCGCCUUCGACCUUGUGCCAUUUUCGACAGAACUUGAAAGCCUACCUUUCUACGAGGCCGUAUCAUACACAUGGGGAGACCAAACAGAUUGCCUUCCCGUCACUUGUUCCGGUCGUGAAAUUGAUAUCACUCUUAAUGUCGCAGCCUUAUUGCGUCGUUUCAGACUUCAUGAUAACAUACGGUUGUUAUGGAUCGACGCUGUAUGUAUCAACCAAAAGGAUGACAGAGAGAAAUCGAUCCAAGUUGCCAUGAUGGACACUAUCUACAGAAGAGCUAACCGGGUAUUGAUUUACCUGGGAGAGUCCGACGGCCGCGAUACUACAACAGUGAUGAAAUGUUUUGCGAAGCGGUUCUCUUCUCAGCAUCUUGGCCUGAAGAUAUUCACCGGUUUUCUAGAAAGUCGUCCUUGGUUUAACCGGAUCUGGGUUUUGCAAGAGGUUGCGUUGGCAGAACAUGCCCUUGCUAUUUGCGGGUCAAUAUGUAUUCCAUGGGCCUGUAUUCCAGCUUGGUGGGCUGCUAACGUCGAAAACCUCCGAUCCUCAUUUGCACCUCCUCCAACUUUGUCCAUUGAUCCUAUAGCGCUCAAACGCUCCUCUCUACUACAACAACUUCACGAUACCAGGUUAAGUCGCGCUACGGAUCCUCGGGACAAAGUCUACGGGCUGAUUGGGCUUCUUUCACCUGAGGAUGAGCUGAGUGUGAUGGUAGAUUACACUCAAUCUAUCGAUAUUGUCUACAAAUAUGUGGCUUCAUCCAUUAUGUCACGAGUGAAAUCCCUCAAAGUCCUUUCAGCAGUGGCAGCAAUCAAUACUCACGACCGUCCUCGGAGUUCUCUUCUUUCAUGGGUUCCUGAUUGGCAACAAGAUCCGGGCCUGACCUCAUUAGGAUUAUCGAAUAUGUACCUUGAACCUUAUGGCGCUGGUGGCAGCGUUGCUUGCGGACUCCAUAUUUCCACUGAUCACCUUCAGCUUAGCUGUCUUGGAAUCAACCUGGACGUAGUUGAGUCACUUGGAGAAUUGUGUCCAGUCCAGGCACCAAUAUCGGAAGGCAAGAUUCUCCCUACCCUUAAUCAAUGGUGGCAAUUGCUAAUUGGGACGUGGGAGACACGAUCAUCGAAAUUACGGAGAAACACGAGUAAGCUUCUUAAAAACGCCGUCUCUUACGCACCAGAUAUGGGAAUCUACUGCCGAGUACGCUCACCGGAUGCAAUCUUUGUCGAAAAUCAGGGGCCGUACGCUCUGUGGUCCACUUUUAAGUAGGGAUGUAAUUUCCAGAGUUUUAAGGAAGCUGGAGCUUCCAUAGAAAAACACAACAAUCAAGCUUCAUUUCAAUAAUCUUGUCCUCCUUCUUGUAUACGUUGGCCGCAUAACCUUCGUCAACGCUGCACCUAGGGACAUUGUCGCCAUCUUGGUUGGCGCCCCCGUACUCCAUAUACUUCGAAAGCAAGGAAAUCGGUACAGUCUUAUUGGCGAGUGCUAUGCCUAUGGCGUAAUGGGUGGCGAAGCACUCGGACAUUUGUGUGAAGAUUUGAAACCGAUGGGGCACCGAUGUCGACCUUGUCCAAAGAGUAAAUCCGAUGCACAAUUGGAAAGAUUUCUCAUAGAGUAAAGUUGAUGGGCCUACAAAUUUUUUGUCAGCUGUGCCGGGUUGAAGAGCAAGAAUGCGAAUUGCUUUGGGCAU